This is a messenger RNA of Triticum dicoccoides, 2439 nucleotides long. RefSeq lists its product as uncharacterized. The transcript has 9 exons. Lineage: Eukaryota; Viridiplantae; Streptophyta; Magnoliopsida; Poales; Poaceae. The coding region runs from base 86 to 1993 and encodes 635 amino acids. The record is from RefSeq and is a predicted model, not a curated record.
CCCUUCCUGCCCGCGCCCGCCCGCAGCCGACCGCGAGUCUCCCCGGUCGCCGGCGCCCUCGUCUCCGGCGAGCCCCUCCCACAGAAUGCCAUCUCCGUCCCUCCUCCUCCCGCUCCACCUGCCGCCACUCCGCCCGCGCCUCGCCGCCUCCUCCCCCUCCCCCCGCUACCCGCCCCCCUUUCUCAGAACCCUACCACCGCUGGCCCCCACUCCUCGCCUCGCCCUUCCCGCCGCGGCGGCUCGCUCCGGCGGGGGAGGUGACCGCGAGGGAAACCGGGGCCCGGCGGGGGACCGCGGGCGCGUCAUCCCCAUUGCGCGGUGCUACGAGGCGGGCCUCGCGCGGCUCGAGGUCUCCGGCGCCGCGCGGCGGGAGCAGGCGGUCGCGGCCGCGGCGGCGGCCGACGGUGGGGCGGCGGCGGAGGCGCACCUCGGCGCCGGCUCCGAGGCCAUGGUCAUGGAGGCCUUCCUCCCCGGAGCCGGUGGCGCCGCGUCCACUCGAGUGAUUUUGCAAGCCAAGGAAGUCAAAGAGAAGGCCGCUGAGAUAAAGAAGGACUUUGGUGAUGAUAUUUUCUCUGAAAAUGAACCUGAUUCCGAGAGUAUCUUGGCUAUGGCCCUCAAGCAAGUUGUGAUGCAGAAGCUUUCAAACUAUCGGCUAGAAAUCUUCUCCCCAGGUUCAGGGAGGAACAUCCAGGACUGGAGCAAACAACGGAAGGUUCCUGUGGAUUUUAGCAUCAGUUCAUCGGAUGAAAAACUUCUAUCCGCUCUUGCUGAAGCAAUUUUCUCAUGUGUCAUUGAGGAUACCGAAAAGAGUUACCUCGGUGGCACAGGCGGGUUUUUUCAAACGCAGAAGCUGAACUGCUCAUCUGAUUCCACUGUUUGUAUACACAGAAUUUCCGAGGCAGAAGUUGCAAAUAACGCUAGGAGAUGCUUGGAGAGUUUUAAUCUUACCAAGUCCUCUCAUGAAGUGGGCAGAUCAAAGAAUGCAUGGUGGCCAGCCCCAAAAUAUGGAAGGUUGGCGGAGAUCGGGGGUCCUGAUUUUAUCCUUUGGGCCCAUGAGUUCGUUCCUUCUUAUAAACUGCAAAUUAAUGCCAAUGCAUUCGAGAAUACGAAGCUUGAGGGCUGUCAUGAGUUAGCAAAUAAUAGGUGGGAAGUUCCCAUAUCCCACUUCCAACUGGUGGAACUAGGGAAUGUUGUUGACAUGUAUUUUGAAGAUCAAUCUACGAUUCCUGGAAAAACUUUCCGUUCUCACUGGAAUGCAGAACCAUCCAAGAUUAGAAGGAACAAUGGUUAUUUGAACAACCUUUUUUCUUUCUUGGCUGGUUGUUCUGUUAUUUUUAUUGUCGGCGUCGUUGCUCAGUUAUGCUGGCCUCAAUCUCUUAAAGGCAAAAGGUUGUUUAUGGGCAGUUCACCCACCUCAUCAUCACAGAGCUAUUGUUCUGAUGUUCAUUCUCUGGAUAAUAGUGAGGUACGAGGUUAUUGCAUAUCUGUUGUUAAGAAAAUAAAAGAUUCAUGUGGUUGCCCUGGGGAUAUAGUGGUUGAUGAAAAUAUUGGUGCUUGGAUUGGAGAACUGCCUGACUGCUUCAAGGCCAUCAAUCUUGGCGAUAAUGCUGCUUCUGAUGAUGCUCAGUAUUCCUGUACUGUUAUCAAAGAAAAUAAGAACCCAUUGGUAUCAACUCCCACCGAGAUGACUUCUCAUCUGGAACAAAACGAUAAUACCCAGGAAAGUCUGCAGAACAUUGCUAGCUUUCAGGUGGUGAUGUCAGAAGAAGGUAAAUUGCUAGGUUUUCAGCCAACAAGCCGCCUAGCUGUGAACCAUUGGGCCGAAAAUCCACUAGCAGCACUGCUGUAUGAGAGGCGGAAGCUUUCUCCAGCUUUUCUGGAGCCUAGGCUUAAAAUUUCCCGUCCUGCUAAGGUUGUCCCAAUUGAGUUGUUGAUGUCGGUAAAUUCAGAAUCUUUUUUUGCUUUGGCGAGGCCUGUUCAAGAUCCAUGCUAACGGAGGUUAUACUGCUGACAUACCGAUACCCUGGCGGUCGCAUCAUCGUAUCCGGAGCCUGCUGAUGCAAAACUCACACCCCUUCUGAGCUGCCUUGGCCUCAACCUUGGCUCGCGGAAACCUGGAAGGCUCCUCGCUACACCUAGUCUUUCCGCUGCACAUCCCAAAAACUGCACCGUAAAUACCAUACUGACCAACAGUGAGCGUCACUCACCUUUCGACCAAAAACAUCAAUCCUGUAGCUGCACAUGAGCUCCACCACCAUUUGAUUGGAAGAGAAGCCCAGUGGUACCUUGUGCAUGCAUAAUUUACCAGCGAAAUAGAUGCAAGGGAAGAAGAGUGCGUCUGUACCGAGUAUGUCAGUGAUGAGCCUGCCGUUGCUGAACCGGCCGGUGGGCCUGCCGCCAAGGAAGCCCGCGCCGUACGGCAGGAAGUUGGCCCUCAUC